UGUCUGACUCAGUUUCUACUAUAUUUCAUCUAGCUGCUCUAAAUCUGAAACGGUUCUCUUCUGCCUUUAGUGAUGGCAACUACUGAUCUGAGGGCUGACUUGAUCUGCUCCGUGUGCCAGGGGAUUUAUUUGGACCCCGUAACUCUGCCGUGUGGCCAUAGCUUCUGCCUGCUCUGUAUUGAGGGAACAUGGAACUGGCAGAGGAGGAAAAAAGAAUUUAAUUCCUGCCCUGAAUGCAGAGAGACAUACAAGACAUGCCCUGAACUGAGAAGAAAUGUGACUCUGCGUAAAAUAGUGGAACAUUACAAGUACAUUAAACCAAAUCAAAAUCCUGUUGAGAUUUUCUGCACUUAUUGUGCCACCCUUGUUCCUGCUGCUAAAUCCUGUCUGCCCUGUGAGGCUUCUCUGUGUGUUAAACAUAUGAAGGACCACAAAAAGUCAGCAGAACAUGUAUUUACUAAACCCACGGAAUACUUUGGGUACAGAAAAUGCUCCGUACACAAGCAGACCUUGGAGUUCUACUGCCCCCAGGAAGGUGCCUGUAUCUGUGCCGCCUGCUGCAAUACUGAGAAGCACAAUGGGCACAAGGAAGAGAAGAUAAAUAUAAUAUCCAUAAAGAAACUAGUGGAAAUAAAAUGUAUUCUGAAGGAACUGUUACCCGAGGAAGUCAAAGCAACAGACAGACUCCAGUCCAGGCAAAAAUUUGAAGAAAAAGUAACAACUGAGACAGAGAAAGUCACGGAGCUGUUUAUAGAGACAAAGAGGGAGCUGGAAGCCCUAGAGGAGAAGAUCAAGGCUGAGAUAGCCAAGCUCAGAGUGGGACUUUCAAAUCCAACAUCUUCAACAACUGAAAGUCUACAAAUAAAAAGAGACACGUUGUCCCAAAAGAUCAGUCAAAUAGAAGAGCUGUGCGGCAUGAAAGAUCCACUUACUCUUUUACACCAGUGGGAAUUACACAAGGAUAUCUUUUAUUGUUUUCUCAGUGACUUACAGAAAGACAAUGAGGAGGUCCAUGGAGAAUGUGAAGUUUCUCAUUUGAAUGGCUCAAGUGAUUUAGUCAGUUUGAUGGUUGCUUUCUUGACUAAUAUUAAAAUUGUCUUUAGGCAGACCAAUGAAUGUUUUCAAAUGAGAGAGAUUUAUAAUGGAAAUGGUCCUGCUGAUGGAGAAGACGUGGUCUCACAGGCAGUUGUUGCAAACUUCACUGGGAUUGUGAGCAGCGUGAAGAAGGCAAUCCACGUUCAGAAGGUUACAGACAUGGUACUGGAUAGAAACACAGCUGGCUUUAAUGUAGGUGUAUCCCAGGAUGGGAAAACUGCUUCCCGGUAUGGAACAGACCAAGGUUACCUACAAACCCCUGAGAGAUUUAAGGUUCCUCAAGUUCUUAGCAUCAUGAGCUUUGCCUCAGGGCAACAUUACUGGGAAGUGGAGGGCAGUGAAUCGGCCAGCUGGAGGGUAGGGGUGGCCUAUCCCAGUAUAGAGAGAGACAAAAAUGACUCUUUGAUUGGGGACAAUAGGAAGUCCUGGGGUUUGUGCAGAGGGCAUAAUGUUUAUUCAGUGAAACAUGCCAGUAAAGUUUCUGUUUUAUCCCACGUCCCAUCCUGCGGGAGAAUCAGGAUCUCAUUGGACUAUGAGGCUGGAUGUCUGUCCUUUUAUGAGCUGAGUGAGCCAAUCAGACACUUACACACCUUCUCUGCCACAUUCACUGAGCCCCUCCAUGUUGCAUUUUGUGUAAGCGAGUGGAAAAUGCUAGGAGAGAAUGCCUGGGUGAGAAUUAUUCACUAGCACUGCUCACUAAUCUGCAAUAGAAACUAACAUAAAAUAGGGAAAAAUCGUACAAUAAACUAACAACCAGAGGAAGCUUUCUACAUUGUUACUUAGUUGCAAGAGCACCUAUAAUUACAGGUAUGGGACCUGUUAUCCAGAAUGUUCGGGUCCUGGGGUG
Messenger RNA from Xenopus laevis (African clawed frog), 1942 nucleotides. RefSeq names its product tripartite motif-containing protein 65. Bases 73 to 1782 code for a protein of 569 amino acids. The record is from RefSeq and is a predicted model, not a curated record. NCBI's taxonomy places the organism in Eukaryota, Metazoa, Chordata, Amphibia, Anura, Pipidae. The transcript has a single exon.